GAUGUAUAACUCCACCGGAACAAAAUGACUGUGGUUCUGUGUGGUUCCGAACUCCAGAGUCUGCUAGCGCAUACGGAAGGUCUGUAUUCGUCUAGCUGACGGCGUCGCCAAAAUAAUUACUCUUUUUUUUUCGAAGGACAUAAACCAUGGACCUAAACUAGGCCGCAUUGACUGAGUGACAGAUCUUUUCAGUGUUUUACUUUGUGCUAUGCGAUCGUACCCGUGUGGGACUACAUGAAAGAGAAGGACCUUAACUUGUGAUAUACUUGUCCACUUUGCUUUCUGAAACUUGGAAAAAGGAAUAAAGACAAGAUGAAUGGGUCUCCGGCCCGGCAACCGGCUCGUCUUUCUGGAAGCGGAGGGCACCAGAACGCGGCCUUCGAACCCGAUACGUACAUUGAACCUGUUAUGAUUGACGAUCAACCAACACAUCCCAAGGCCGGCGCAACACAAAAUGGAGGAAGAGACAAUGCUGGUUUCCAGUCGGGCGAACCCGCAGUUCUUAAUGUAAACAGCGAUACAAAUGGCUACACGGGACUGGACAAUACGCAUUUAUACCAGGACCUCACUCCUAACGGACAUUCGAACUCUAAACCUUCUCAAAAGAACGGACACGUGCCACAAGGCAAUGCAUACGAAUUCGAGGGAGAAACCGGCCAAGAAGUCCACGAAUAUGAGUAUCCAGACGCUCCUGUCAACAGCAUCAGCGGAAAUGUCGGCAAAGAUGGCAGACCGUACGGAUUCGGUCGCCAAGAGUCGUACAUGUUCAAGGGCCAAACGGAACGGGACAGAACUCGCGAAGAGAGAGAAAUCGGCAAGCAUAAAUCACACUGUUCGAGGAUCUGUGCCGUACUUGUCGCAAUUUUGAUUUUGAUUAUCAUCGGAGCAAUUAUCUUUGUUGUCUUCGAGUUCAUAGUAAAUAAACCAGAUGAUGUCACAACAACAACUCAGCUAUCACGUAAGUUUACCACGACCACGGCAUUACCGCCAGCCCAAAUAUAUAUGGUCACCACUUCAGCAAUGGCCACAUUAGAUUUGGUUUACUCGACGGCUCUGGCCAACCCGAAUACAACCGAAUAUCGAGAACUUGAAGCAAAUUUUACAUAUUCGGUGGAAACAGCUUUCCAAAAUGCAGAGAUGCCCGAUGUGACGUAUGAGGGAGUAAUUGUCAAUAGUUUCAGUUCGGGUAGCGUCGUGGUAAAUUUUGACGUCCUGGCUAGCCAUACACAGAACACGCCGCCGGGUCAGGCCGCGGAGCAAGUCGCAAUAAAUGCGGUUGAGCGCGAAGUCACUGUGGUUCUAACAGCACUCACUGAGGACAACUUGUCUGAUCUACCAUUCAUGAGCUUCAAUGUAACCGGGUCAGAAAUUGUUGUUACUUCGACACCGGAACCAACAACUUCUCAGCAGCCAACAGAAGAGAUAACUACCGAGGCUAUGAGCACAUCCAUUGUGACCACGCCUCCUACCACUACCACACUACAUUAUUGCAGUCCAUUUGUCACGCCCACAGUCAAAACAGACACACCCACGUCCACUGCCACGCUUUCUUCUCAGACCACGCUCAUCAGCACUACCACUCCUUCAAUCCCUGAGACUCCUUCAACAGUGGCCACAUCGAAUGCUCCCUCCACCACUGUCACGCCUUCAUCUGCGACCACAGUCCCCAUUUCAACUACUCUUUCCUCAGCUUGCCAACCGGAUGAGACUGUAUGUACGGAUGGGGUAGGGUGUGUAGCAUACACCCAAUUCUGUGAUGGCACAGAACAGUGUCAGGAUGGCUCAGACGAACAGUUUUGCACAGGAGCAAAUUGUAAUGAAACCGAAUUAGCUUGUCUCGACCAAACCGAAUGUUAUCCUGCUGAUAAGAUUUGUGAUGACGAAUUCGAUUGCACUGACGGAUCAGAUGAAAACUUCUGCUCAUCGUGUAAUGAAUCUACAUGCUUUGAUGGUGUAGAGUGUUAUCCAUACACUGGGCUAUGUGAUGGAAAUGAUGAUUGCACAGAUGGCUCCGAUGAGCAAUUCUGCAGCUCUUGCCCUGUUGGUCAAAUGUUUUGUAAUGACGGUUUCCAGUGCUAUGAUGACUCCGGGUUAUGUGACGGUAAUCAGGAUUGUACCGAUGGAUCUGAUGAAUCGUUCUGUACCUCUUGCCCUGUUGGUCAAAUGUUUUGUAAUGACGGUUUCCAGUGCUAUGAUGACUCUGGGUACUGUGACGGUAAUCAGGAUUGUACCGAUGGAUCCGACGAAUUAUUCUGUACCUCAAACUGUGAAACCAACGAGCUUGCAUGCUUUGAUGGAAGUGGCUGCUAUGUAUAUCCGGACCAGCAAUGCGAUGGAAUAUCUCAGUGUAUAGAUGGCGAGGAUGAACUUUAUUGCCCAGGUGUAUGUACCCCGGAUGAGUUAGCGUGCGCGACGGGCGAUAAGUGUUACAAUGCAACGUAUCAAUGCGAUGGAAUCCAAGAUUGUGAUGACCAGUCAGACGAACAAAAUUGUGCAUCGGAACUGAUCGUGAUAAACCUAGCUGACUUGUCGGAUCCAUAUUACCUAAAUAGUCCCAACUACCCCGAGAAGUAUCCACUAAAUACCAAUCAGUCUUGGCUCUUUAUUGCUUCAUCUGGAAACAGACCGAGGAUCGAUGUAAGCGAUAUGUACACGGAACCCAACCGAGACCUCCUAAGCUUCUACUCGGCCGAUGGUCCGACGGGGCAACCACUGGUGCUCUCGGGUGCGAUGACCCGCUCAGGCAUCAUCAGCUACCAAUCAAGCAGCGAGUAUCUCUACGCAACCUUCACGUCUGACAACGCCGUGUCCGUCCGCGGCUUCUAUGCCGGUGUCACCCAGGAGUCGGCGACUGCUGUGCAAUGUGCUUCGACUCAGUACGACUGUAAUGACGAAAUGGUUUGUAUGCCGACAGACAAGACCUGCUCAUGUCCUCUGCCUCCUUCCGAUUGCAAUCCACCAACAGACUGUUUUUCGUGUGACAGUGGUAAAUGUAUUCCAUUCGAAGAAGAAUGUGACGGCGAGAAUCAAUGUGCAUUCGGAGAGGAUGAGAGAAACUGUAUGCAGAGAUGCGAAAGCUUCUUGUGCAAUGAUGGGAUCUGUGUGGCCAACUCGACCGUGUGUGAUUACGUUGAUGACUGCACAGGAGGGGAAGAUGAAUCGGGCUGCUCUUAUCCCGUUGGUGAAGAAACUAUAGACAUAAUUUACGGGGAUGUUCCCUAUCCGUUGACGUCAUACGGAUAUCCUGCCGAAUACCCGAAUAAUGUACUAUACAGCUGGAAAUUCAUUGCUGGAACUGGUUACAAGAUUCGCCUUCAAUUUACAUCCUUCUCCACGCACGAUGCCAAUGAUUACGUCUUAAUUGGAGAUGGUGACGUCAUUGGUAGUGAUCCAUUUCUGCGGCUCUACGGCGGCGGGUUUGUCCCGGAAGAGAUUCUAUCACAAGGCGGUGACAUUUGGAUCACCAUGGUAACGGACAGAAAUUUUAGGUCCACCGGAUUCUUGGCCCAUAUCACAUCUGUGCUCCAAAAUGAGGUUCUCGGAGCAUGCGCACCUUCCGAUAUGCUAUGUGGGAAUCACUUGUGCAUCAAAGCAGAAAGGCUUUGUGACGUCACUCCGCAUUGUGUUUUAUCCACUUUUGAACCCGGCUGCCCUGCCCGGAUAGAUCUUAGCGGCACCAGCCAACAAUAUCAAUCUGUGACGUCACCUUUCCUGACGCUCUACAGCGCCAACUUCCCCGCCCUGUACGACAACGACAUCGACGCCACCGUCUACCUGACGGCGCCGGCCGGGCAACGUAUCCUCGCCGCAACGCGUCAAUUCGACAUCGAGGCGGAUUACGACUUCCUUACGUUCUACGAGGGACACGGCACCGAUUCCAAUGACCAGAUCGCUAGGAUCAGCGGGCUGUUGCCGAAUCAGGUCAUCAUGUCGACCGGGAACCAGAUGACGAUCGUGUUCCAGAGCGACUAUUCUUUUAGCUUAUAUGGGUUUAGGAUCGAAAUUGAAGGACAGGCGUCUGACGGUUCAUGUAACAGUGACGAGUUCAGCUGUAUGAAUGGCCAGUGUCGGCCCAAUAAUCUUGUUUGCAACGGAGAGAUAGACUGCAUUGACUUUUCGGAUGAAGACAAAUGUCCUACAUGUCAGCCAGUCCCAUCCGAGUGCUCCAGCGUUCUCCCGUGGACCACGACCGUGUUCCCCAACGCCCGCUACCAGUCGGAGUCUGAUGCCCUUCAGCGGUAUGCCGAACUGGAGUCCACUGCGCUCUCCUGCGACCCCUCCGGUCAGCUGCUCCUCUGCGCCGCGCUCUUUCCAGAAUGCCCACACUACGGUACGACGAGGAAUCUGUGCCCGUCGGUCUGCGAAGCGGUGAUCGACAACUGCCCCAUGUUGUCGGAGCUGUCCAAUGCGUGCUCGGGAAGCACGAUGGUCGAUGCUAACAACGGCAAUCCACUCUGCGAGGCCCGAAAUGGAGAUCCACUUGACACGAUGGUGUGUGGCACCCGACCGGGCUACCAGGGAGAUUCGGAGGUACAACCCCGCAUCAUUGGCGGCACUUAUGCCGAGAUGGGAGAGUUCCCUUGGAUAGGGUCGUUAAGGACACUACGGGGCGAUCUACAAUGUGGGGCCACACUCCUCAAUGAGUACUGGGCCGUCACAGCUGCUCACUGCACUGGUGUCUACGAGGAAAUCGUUUUCGGAGACAUAAAAAUCGACACAGAAAGUAGUUACAGUGUUUCACCGAACAUUGCCGAAAUCAUCGACCACCCCAACUACUUUUCGACGACGGGCGGCGACGACAUCACUCUUAUUCGAUUUUCAGAAGCAGUCGUGUUCAAUGACUACGUGCGGCCGAUCUGUCUACCAAGUAACGUCAGUGAGACUCAGAUCUAUAGACGAUGUUACGCUGCUGGCUGGGGAGUCAUCGUGUCCGAUGGAGAAGAUGCUUCCAAUGAUCUUCUCAAGGUCUUGCUUGGAUCAAUUGAGAAUGAUGCAUGCGGGAAAAUUUAUGAUGACAUUAUACCCUCUAAGAUAUGCGCUGGUUAUUCAGCAGGCGGCUAUGACAGUUGUCAGGGUGAUAGCGGGGGACCUCUGUCGUGUGAAGGCGAUGAUGGCCGAUGGCAUCUUGUUGGCAUUACGAGCUAUGGGACGGGUUGUGGUGAUCCUGGGUUCCCUGGAGUCUACACACGUGUAUCAUCCUUCCUCGAUUUCAUUGAAGAUAACAUCACGCCCACGUCAUGAGUUCAUGUAUUAGGGUAGGCUGGGUAGCAGUAAAGACAUUGAAUUGGUGGCUUUAAAUAAUAAUUGUAGACUAUAGAAAAUACGAAAGCCAUUGGAAAGGAAUAAAUUCCCAUUCUAAAGGAGUUAUUCUAAAGCAUUAUGACAACAUGUGAUAUAUGAUCGUUGCUUGUUACUGUUAUGAUACGCGAUAUCCGUAAUUCGUCGUAGUUGAAUAAAUAACAUGUCUACCAUAACAAACCAGUUAUCCUUUGUUAUAUACCAUUACUAGGACACUCAAACUCAUCAGUAACCACUAUUAUACGCAACAUUUCUUUCUCAAGUGUGAUGGGUAUACCAGUGCGUUCUAUAUAAAAGAAAUCGAAAAUGGGACAUUCAUGUCAUAACUCUUUCUUUAUACAUGAUUAAUGGACCGUAGAAAAUUACCUACAUUCAAAGCAUCAUCUAUAAAGAUAUUUAAACUUUAUCUGAAUGGUUUUUAUCCAUUACCCUCCAUUCACCACACUGAGCACAAUGGAUGUGCCAUUAUUACCAUUAUUUUGUGAUAAUUUAACAACUUUCGUAUAUAUAUAUAUAUAUUUCGUAUAUAUAUGCCGUAAUGGAUGAAGGCCUUUAAGAGUACGUAGUUCGCUUUAUUAUUGGAUUAAUUCCUGAACUCAAUUUUUUGUAUUGGCGAUUGAAAUGUAUAUGGUCUUCAUUAACAAUAUUAAAUGAUAUAAAUUUAUAAGUGCCUGAUAUAUAUGAGAUAUAAAACUAUCUGGUACUCAAAUCCAUAUAUUUUGUGUAGACCUAUCUGUAAUUGUUAUAGUUAUACUGAAAAUAAAGACAGGUACCUAUAUACCUGUAAGAAUAUAUUGAUUAUUCAAGUCUUACUGCAUGGUUAUACCAAUAAUGAAUAUAACAGAAAGGUUCCAGCAGCAACACAAAAUGCUUUUAUACACUGCUUAAAUAAUUCAUUUCUUUUUGUACAGAUGUGCCAUACCUACUUGAUUUAUGGUAGAACAGUGUACUCGUAUUUUAUUACCAAAAUAAAAAAUAAUGAAAUACAAUGCUUCCAUUAUAGUAAAGGUUUUGACAAUCUUUACGAACAGUACAGAAAGAAAGGUAUACAGAAGAAAUAUAAUUCUUCUAAUUCUAUAAUUUACUUAAUUUUUCUUAUCACUCAGUUACCUUAUUCAUAAUAUGAUUAAAUUAAAUCUUUAAUUGAACAAAAACACAAAAAGUGUGUAAAAAAAAAAAUGUGACUAAUUCGACUAUAGAUGCACAAUCAAACUGUGCUUGUUAUUAAUUAACUGUGUAUAUAUUGCCCUUAGAAAUGUUUUAAAAUGUUGCCGAACAUUUCUCAAAUAGCAUUCGCUGUAUCUCAGUUUGGUAAUGCAUACAUUCAGAAUGAUUAACUUAUCAACAGGCAAAGCGGAGUAAUUGUUAAAUAAAAUGUUAUUGAAUUGAUUUAUAAGUUUUAUAAUCCUGAUAUUUUUUUAUUCUAACGAAUCGUUGAUUAAAACAAUUAGUGCAAUAGAAAAUGAAUCUUUCAAGGGGUAGUUGAAAAUUCUUAGGGAAUCUCUGUUUUGUUUGCCCGUCAACUCUAAAUCGCGACGCAACUAUAUGUAUAUUUGUAACUCCUGCGAGUCGAUUCUAUUUCCUGAAAUCGCUCCUUAAUAUUCAUUAGUAAGGAACUAAAAAUAGAAACAUAAAAGCAUCAAAACGUUACUUCUUAUCCCACACUGUAUAGUAUAUGUAUUUUUCUAAUGGAAAAUUUAGUUUUAAAAUGUUUCCUCAAUGAUCUUGUUUGAAAAUAUUACUAUUGAGAUAUGUUUUAUAUCAGAAAAUGCAUCUAGAUCUUGUUUGCAUAUAUAUCUUUGUCUAUAUAUUCACUACAUGGUGCCACUUUAUUAUGCCAAGUAAUGUAAUACUGGUGAUGUGAUUCCCUUUUAUUGUUGUUUUCUCAUGUAUUUCGUAGUAAGAGGCAGGUAUUUGAUUCAUUGAUUAAAAUCACGAUUUCACAGUUUUGUAUUCUAAAUGUUUAUCAUGAUGAAAUCUCUAACAGGAAAAUAAUAGUGCAGGUAUGACUUUUUAAAUAAAAAUGUAUAGCUGAGUUUUGUAUUCAACGUAAAGAUUACCAAUUUCGUAAGUGUAAAAAAAAAAGUAAAAUGGUUGUAAUUUCAUGACUUAUACAUAUGUAAAUUUAUCAAUGCUAAUGCUUACGUCUUUCUGAAAUCGUUAACAAUUGUGUCUUUCAUUUAGAUGUGUGUAUAGAAAAUUGUCUUUCAUGAAUAAUGUGUCUUUCCAAUGAUUUAUGAAAAUUGUUUUAUAUUACCGAAGUUCUUGAACGUUAGUUCUCUUUUCUUUUAAUUGGAAAAUGUAAUUGUUUUCUUUUUCAUGGUGCGUCUCAUUUCAAUUCCUUUUUUUAAAUAUCUGCAGAUUACCUCACUCAAAAAAAAAAAAAAUUGGCGUAUGAAAUGUUCGCGAAGAUUUUGAGUGGUUUUACGAUUCGCGAUAAGUUACAAAUCGCGAAACUGUGAAUCACAAUUGAUAUAAGACUGAAUAUUUACGAUUCGCGAAUUAAGUUUUUCGCUGUGAAAAGUCUCUGGUUUUAUGAUAUAUGCUUCUCUUCUUUUCUCCAAUGAAGUUUUACGUAUUCCUUCUUUUCCGUUUCUGCUUCAUUACAUCGUUCUUUCAGCUGUUGUAUGUUUUGAUUCCUUCUAUCUGUAUAUAUAGUGCCGGAUAUAGUGUAACAAUGGAACCUCCUUUUAUAUAAAGAAUAUAAAUGUAGUUUUAACAAACUCGCAUCAUCAUAGGGUGUUUGCUGGUCUCACUUCUUUCCUUUGUAUUUGUACCCCUCCCUCCCUCUCUCUCUCUCUACCCCCUUCUCUCUCCCCCUCCCUCUCUAUGUUAUAUUGAAAUAACCAGAUUUCUAAAUAACGAUGUCCGAAGAGUUUGUGAUAAUAAGUCCCAUUGUAUAUUACUAGUAAUAAUUGUGAAUUUUGAAUCUCCUGAUUAUGUAAUCAUUCGUUCAGGUACAUUUAUAUUCCUUAACAGAACUUAUUUAAUGUCAAUACGCCCGGUGUUUCCCUCGGUAUCAACUUUCGAGCCGCUGGAAUGGGAAAUAUUUGAAUCUGAUUGUAUUUGAUCUCCGUAUGUACUUUUGAAAUUAGUCUUUUUAGGCAGUAUAGGUGUUUUCUUCAUUGAUACAUUCCCAUCUUGUAACCUUACAUAUAAUAGUGCUCUAUAAUCAUGUGUUUUUAUAUUUUCCUACACAAUUUGUCUUUCUUUCCUUUUUUAUUUGUGUGCAGACCCAAAUAAAGAGAUAAAUGAUUUGCAA
Strongylocentrotus purpuratus (purple sea urchin) is the source of this 8560-nucleotide messenger RNA. RefSeq lists its product as uncharacterized. Lineage: Eukaryota; Metazoa; Echinodermata; Echinoidea; Camarodonta; Strongylocentrotidae. The record is from RefSeq and is a predicted model, not a curated record. Bases 313 to 5241 code for a protein of 1642 amino acids. Gene Ontology annotation, molecular function: serine-type endopeptidase activity; protein binding. Gene Ontology annotation, biological process: proteolysis. The transcript has 32 exons.